AUGAGAAGUCAUAGUGGUUUGGAGACUGCUCUACAAUCAAAGGCAAAAAUUUUGUCUCAUAUUCAGAUAGAUGGAAAAAAGCCUAGAUUUAGUUUUGGGAAAGGCAGAUUUGAUGCCAAAAAGAAAGGAAGAGGUCAGUUCUAUUGUAAUCGUUGCAAGAAACUUCAUCAUUCGAAAGAUGAGUGUGGGUACAAAAAGAAAACAUCACCAAAAACAUGUUGUUAUUGCAACCGUCCAGGUCAUUUUGAGAAGGAUUGCUACCGCAAGAAGAAUCAACAGAUGCAAUAUCAACUUGUUCAGCAACAACAACAAGCAAAUGUUUCUGAGGAUGAUGAGAAUGAAGAGCAAUUAUUUACUGCCUUCUUAGCGGAUACCAAGGAUCAAUUUGAUUCUUGGUUUAUUGAUAGUAGAUGUACCCAGCACAUGACCAGCAUAUUGGAGUUAUUCACUAACUUGGAGGAUAUGAAAGGUAUGGUGAGGUUGGGAAAUGAAAAGCGAGUUUCAAUCAAAGGGAAAGGUACCGUAGCCAUUCCAACAAUUAAAGGUAUUAAAUCGAUUCUUCAAGUUCUCUUUGUGCCUAAUUUAGAUCAAAACUUAUUAAGUGUUGGUCAAUUAAUGCAAAGGGGUUAUAUGCUUGAAUUUGCAAAUGAUGUAUGUAAAAUAAAGGAUUCAAAUGGUGUGGAGUUCAUGUACGUGCCUAUGAAGAACAUAAGUUUUGUAGUGAAUUGGAAUUCUAGUGAUAAAAAUGCCUUGAGUAGUAGAUUAGAAAGUGAAUCUUGGUUAUGCCAUAAGAGGUUGGGACAUUACAACUUCAACUCCAUUAAAUUGGCUGAAGAAAAGAAAAUGGUGAUUGAUUUACUAACCAUAGAAGUUAGUGAUGUAAUAUGUGAGAGUUGUCAAUUAGGAAAGCAAAAUAGAAUGCCUUUUCCUAACUUUUCAUCUUGGAAACCCAAGGAGAAAUUGCAAUUGGUUCAUUCUGAUUUGUGUGGACCAAUGAAGACACCUUCCCUAAAUGGAAAUAGAUACUUCCUUUUGUUUAUUGAUGAUGCAACAAGGAUGACAUGGAUUUAUUUUUUGAAAUUGAAGUCUGAUGUGUUUGGAGUGUUUGAGAAUUUUAAGGCAAUGGUUGAAACUCAAAGUGGUGUGCCUUUGAGGAGUUUGAGAAUUGACAAUAGCAAGGAGUAUUCCUCUGCCAAGUUUGAUUUGUUUUGUGCAGAUUUUGGAGUCCAACAUCAAUUUAUAAUUCAUGAGGAGCCAAAUGAUGCAACAUUGUAUGUAAAGGAAGAUGAAGGAAGUAUGAUUGUCUCUCUGUAUGUUGAUGAUUUGUUGAUUACGGGUGAUGUUAAAAAGAAAAUUGAAGACUUUAAGAGAAGUGUGAUGAAGGAGUUUGAAAUGAGUGACUUGGGGAAAACGAAUUAUUUCCUAGGUCUUGAAGAACCAAGUGAAGAACAUUUCACAGUAGGAAAAAGAGUUUUAAGAUACUUGAAGGGGACAAAGGACCAAGAGGCUGAAUAUGUUGUAGUAGCAGCAGCUACAAACCAAGCCUUGUGGAUAAGGAAACUGAUGAAAGAUUUAGGAAUAGAGCAGGAGGAAGACACUUCAAUUAUGUGUGAUAACAAAUCAACCAUCUCCACUGCUGAAAAUCCAGUCCACCAUGGAAGAACAAAGCACAUCAAUAUAAAGUACCAUGUUGUUCAUGAAGCUGAGAAGAUGAAGGAAAUCAAGAUGAUGUUUUGCAAAUCAAAAUUUCAAGAUACGGGAGGGUCAUGUCAUCGUUUGUCACAGCAUGGGCAUUUUCAUCAUUUUCUACCCCUGUGUUGCGACACACUCGCUUCUACCCUCUCCUAUGUCGCGGCAUUGUGCUGUGACACACUUGCUUUUGUCUUCUACUGUGCUGCAACAUACUUGGUUCUGCCUUAUUUUUCAUCUUCGAGUUUUUCCCUUGUUUCUCCUUCUUUGCUUGCUUCCUUCUACUCCUUACCACUUCUCAGCAUGAUAGCAUUGACUCUCCUUCGAAUUCUUCUCAAUAUCACUCGGCAAUUUAAGCAUCAUCUCAUCAACCUCGCCAAUACUUGCAGAGCUACAGAAGAGGCUUAUCCCUUCAUUCUUUCAUUUAACAAAUUAUCAUAUAGUGUCAAAGUUCAUCAAAAAUUGGCAUUUUCAUUUUUGGGAAGGGGCAGACGCGGCUUACAAGAGUGUAACAACAACAAAGUUUUACUAGAUAAUAUUUCGGGUGAAGCACGAGAAGGUGAAAUUAUGGCCAUUCUUGGUGCUAGUGGAUCUGGUAAAUCAACUUUGAUAGAUGCUCUUGCAGGCCGCAUAGGGAAAGAGAGCUUGAAAGGAACCAUAAGUUUGAAUGGAGAAGUGUUGGAGUCUCGACUUUUGAAGGUAAUAUCUGCUUAUGUGAUGCAAGAUGAUCUUUUGUUUCCAAUGUUAACUGUACAAGAGACGCUAAUGUUCUCAGCAGAGUUCAAACUUCCUCGAUAUUUCACGAAGAAAAUGAAACAAGCAAGAAUUCAGGCUCUAAUCGAUCAACUAGGACUACGAAGUGCGGGGAAUACUAUCAUCGGUGAUGAAAAGCAUAGAGGCAUAUCAGGAGGCGAGCGGAGGCGCGUUUCAAUCGGAGUUGAUAUAGUUCACGACCCCAUCCUCUUGUUCCUGGAUGAGCCCAUAUCAGGGCUAGAUUCCACCAGCGCAUUUAUGAUUGUUAAGGUCUUGAAGCGGAUUGCAAAGAGUGGAAGCAUUGUGAUCAUGUCCAUACACCAACCCAGUUACAGAAUUUUGAGCUUACUGGACCGUUCUGUCUUUCUCUCACGUGGACAGACUGUGUACAGCGGAGCAUUAGCUGGUCUUUCCCACUUCUUUUCAAACUUCGGGCAUCCAGUUCCUGAGAACGGGAACGAAACCGAGUUUGCUCUUGAUUUGAUUCGCGAACUUGAAGAAAUUCCAGGCGGAAUUACCAGCCUCGUUAAUUUCAACAAGGCAUGGCAAACCCUCAUGAAACAUGCAAAUAAGGUCGAUGAUCAACCCAAAGUUUCACUCAAAGAUGCAAUGAAGACAAGCAUUGCGAAAGGGAAACUAGUCUCCGCUGGUACAUCCACAAAUGACUCAAAUCAAACAUCUUCAGUUCAAACCUUUGCUAAUCCUUUUUGGAUUGAAAUUAUAGUCAUUUCCAAAAGAUUGCUAAUUAACUCUAGAAGAAUGCCUGAACUAUUUAAGAUUCGGUUAGGUGUAGUUUUUUUUACAGCAUUUAUCUUGGGCACCCUUUACUGGCGACUCAGCAAUUCCCCACAAGGCACCGAAGGAAGAUUAGGGUUCUUAGCUUCUGCAAUGACCACCAUACUCUACAUUUGUGCGCACGAAAUCCCUGCAUAUCAUCAAGAACGAUACAUUUUCAUAAGAGAAACUGCUUAUAAUGCUUACCGCCACUCAUCCUACGUCCUCGCUCACUCUCUAGUCUCCAUUCCUUCAAUGAUCAUCCUCUCUUUUGCCUUUUCUGCAUCAACCUUUUGGGCGGUUGGUCUUGCUGGCGGGUUCUCCGGAUUCUUCUUCUUCUUCAUCACAAUCUUUGCGACAUUUUGGGCUGGGAGUUCAUUUAUGGCAUUUUUCUCUGGACUCGUCACUAAUUUGAUCGUGGGUUUCACCAGUGUGGCAGCAAUUCUGGGUUACUUUCUAAUCUUUAGUGGAUUCUAUAUCUGUCCUCGCCAAAUACCUUUCUAUUGGAAAUGGUUGCAUUAUGUUUCUCUAGUGAAGUAUCCAUAUGAAGCUGUUUUGCAAAAUGAAUAUAGCGAUACAAGGAAGUGCUUUGCGAAAGGAAUUCAACUUUUUGAUAAUACGCCAUUCGUGGAACUCACUGUGGCCACGAAGAUGAAGCUAUUGGAAAGCAUGAGCAGUGUGUUGGGCAAAGAUAAAUUAUCGAGCUCAACCUGUCUGAGCACUGGGGUGCAAAUACUGAAGCAAAUUGGGGCAUCAGAUUUCAAUAAAUGGAAUUGUAUUUUGAUUACUAUUGCCUUUGGAAUCCUAUUUAGGGUUCUGUUUUUUCUCUCUUUGCUGUUUGGAAGCAAGAACAAGAGGAGGUGA
This is a messenger RNA of Pistacia vera, 4080 nucleotides long. Its product is annotated as ABC transporter G family member 6-like. The record is from RefSeq and is a predicted model, not a curated record. Gene Ontology annotation, biological process: DNA integration. Gene Ontology annotation, cellular component: membrane. The transcript is spliced from 6 exons. Bases 1 to 4080 code for a protein of 1359 amino acids. NCBI's taxonomy places the organism in Eukaryota, Viridiplantae, Streptophyta, Magnoliopsida, Sapindales, Anacardiaceae. Gene Ontology annotation, molecular function: ATP hydrolysis activity; ATP binding; nucleic acid binding.